AUGGAAACGAACCUCCGUAAUUCACCCGAUUUCGCGCUACAUGUAUACCGGACGCAGAAUAUCCGCGACAACACCUUGGACGAUGCGCAGCUGGAAACUCGGUGUCCGCUCGACAAUGGGCUACAUGAUUGCACGCCCAUCUCCACGUGUUCCCCCCUAGAACUUCUCAUCGAGGUCCUGCUGCAGCUAGACAUUCCUUCGCUGACUCGCUUCCGCGGCCUCAACCGCCGCACAAUGGAGCUUGUCAACUCGGUCCACCAGUACACCGCAAUCAUCGAGCAUUGCUCUAACACCAUCCGCGCCAUUGUUAGCAUCGAGGCGGAUACGUUUGACUGUGGUAAACUGUACGGAACACUCUGUACAAGCCGAUGUUACACGUGCAAUCGCUUUGGCGACCAUCUCUAUCUUAUAGACUGUCGCCGCGUCUGCUACUUCUGUUUCACCCGGUGGCCGGAAUACUUCCCCCUCACAAGUCGCGAAGCAUAUAGGUUCUUCACCCCCAACACAAAGCCACAGAGCAAGUCUAAAAGCUCCCGCAAACUCUUAGAGUUGGCGAAACCACCAAGCAUCCUGAGCCUGCCCGGGCGGGAACCUAAGCGAUUCAUGGCCAUCAUCUCCGCGCCGGUUCUGCUCAAUGGUGGCCGGCAGGUCGACCAAGGAUUCUUCUGCCUCGGCUGCAGGGACGAGACGGAGGAGGAAACCAAGCACUUCAGAAUCAAAUACACGACAGAAGACAUGUCAGAGCACAUUGCGAGCUAUGGACGAGUAGUGGAGAGGACGCCGAGGACCCCCGGCAGGUUCAUGCACGUUACCAAGGACCAGAUCACGCCGUACUAG
Messenger RNA from Laetiporus sulphureus 93-53, 837 nucleotides. RefSeq lists its product as uncharacterized. Gene Ontology annotation, molecular function: protein binding. Lineage: Eukaryota; Fungi; Basidiomycota; Agaricomycetes; Polyporales; Laetiporaceae. The transcript has 3 exons. The coding region runs from base 1 to 837 and encodes 278 amino acids. The record is from RefSeq and is a predicted model, not a curated record.